CCGGUCGCUGCGCUCCUCAUUUGAAAAAUCUUCAGUUAAGCCUCUGAACGCGUUGUCGCCAUUAUUAAAUACGGAGUCUGCAAUGUUUACAUAUUAGAAUUUGUAACGAACAAGCAAUCAUUUCUGGAAUAUAUCGGCCUCGAGUUUUAAGGAGUCAGCCAUGGCUCAGCGUGUGCCUGUAUCAGAUGGAGGGUCGAAGAAGACAUCCCGUGUUCGUGUAGCUGUCCGUCUGAGGCCUUACAUGGCUAAACCCGAUGAAAAAGAUGAAGGGCCUUGUGUGAGAGGCAUAGACUCUCAAAACCUUGAAAUCAUCAACUGGAGAAACGCCACAGAAACCGUCAAAUAUCAUUUUGACGUUUUUCACGGAGAAAAGACAACACAACAAGAAGUCUUUCUUUCCUCAGUGAAACCAAUUCUCGCACAUAUACUAAAUGGACAGAAUGCAAGUGUUUUUGCUUAUGGACCAACAGGAGCAGGCAAAACUCACACCAUGCUGGGAAGCACAGAACAGCCAGGAGUGAUUCCCAGGGCUGUCCGUGAGGUUUGCAAAUUGGUCCAAUCAAAAAAUGAGGAAGACGGGUGGGACUACAGUAUUGGAAUGUCUUAUCUGGAGAUUUACAAUGAAAAAGUACUGGACCUUUUAUCACCAAACUCCCAAGACCUGCCAAUAAGAGAAGACAAGGACAAGAAUAUCCUUAUUCCGGGCCUCACUCACACCACCAUCUUGUCCUUUGCUGAUUUUGAUAAACACUUUGUUCCUGCAACUCUUAAUCGCACAACUGCAUCUACAAAGCUAAACCAGCGCUCCAGUCGCAGUCAUGCAAUCCUCCUCAUUAAGGUGGUGAGAACACUGCAUGCACAGCCUCAGCGACAACAGACUGGAAAGUUGUACUUGGUGGACUUGGCUGGGUCAGAAGACAACCGUCGUACUGGCAAUCAAGGCAUUCGUCUCAAGGAAAGUGGUGCCAUCAACUUGUCCCUCUUCACUCUGAGUAAAGUGGUGGACUCCCUGAACUCUGGCACAUCGGGUCGUGUGCCGUACAGAGACAGUAAACUCACUCGGCUCUUGCAGGACUCUCUGGGAGGCUCUGCGCACUCAGUCAUGAUCACAAACAUUGCCCCUGAAUACAAAUACUAUUUUGACACUUUCAGUGCACUGAACUUUGCAGCCAAAUCCAAGCUUAUUGUUAACAAACCAUUCACCAGAGAAACUGUGACUCUGCCCAAUGUUCAAGUGAAGCGAACCAGAGAAGACCAGGAAGCAGGCAGUUCUGGCCCAGAGCCACAGAAGAAAAGGCAGAAGGAAGAGAGAAAAGCAGAGCCCUCUCCAUCCUCUACGCAUUUUCACAGUCUUGCAGAGCCGUCAGUGAUGGAUAGACUUAUAGCCCUGGAGAAGCUUAUGAUGAGCUGUCAGGACAAAGACAGACUCACUAUGCUUAAAGAUGUGGCCCAGUCUCGCAAAGAGAUCCAGGAGCUAAAGGAAAAACAAAGAGAGUUUGAGAGUAAGGCCCUCCUAUUCAAUCGAAUUACCAGUGAAAACUCAGGAAUAAGUCCACAGUCCAGCUUUAAGAACAAUAUAGCACCUUUACAAAGGAAACCUUUAGUGGACACCAAAGCAAACAAACAAAAGGCUGUGGUACAGCCAUUACAAGUUUCCCAGCUUCAGCCUCUUCAGCAGCUGGCUGUUGUCAAAAAGCAGUCUGUGUGUGUCAAGAAGAAAGAGCAGAAGCUUUUGGGACAACUUGAGCCACUGGAUGGAAAGGAGAACACCAUAGAGAAAGACUGGGAGUCCCAUCUUGACACAACAGUCUUAGAACAGUCCCGAAAGAAAAUCCUGCAGAUACUCAACAGUGGCUCCCUCAAGGAGCUGAAAGGUCUGCAGCAGAUUGGGGACAAAAAGGCCAAGCUCAUUUUGGGCUGGCGGGAGAUCCAUGGAGACUUCACAAAGGUGGAAGACUUGGGCAAAGUUGAGGGUAUGACAGAGAAGAGGUUUGCAUCAUUCAUGAAGGCAAACAUUGUGAGCGCCAUGGGCAAAUAAAUUCUUUUUUCAUGUUUUUAAUUUUAUAUUUUAUUUUAACCUUUUUUUUUCAUGAAUUGUGCUGAUAUUUUUGUUACCACUGCUUCCUAUUGGUGGCGCUCUACUCCUUUUAGUAAACAUGCUGUGAUACACA
Messenger RNA from Boleophthalmus pectinirostris (great blue-spotted mudskipper), 2171 nucleotides. RefSeq names its product kinesin family member 22 (gene kif22). The record is from RefSeq and is a predicted model, not a curated record. Lineage: Eukaryota; Metazoa; Chordata; Actinopteri; Gobiiformes; Gobiidae. The coding region runs from base 161 to 2038 and encodes 625 amino acids. Gene Ontology annotation, molecular function: microtubule motor activity; microtubule binding; ATP binding. Gene Ontology annotation, biological process: mitotic spindle organization; microtubule-based movement. The transcript has 13 exons.